Ascochyta rabiei is the source of this 885-nucleotide messenger RNA. Its product is annotated as Fructose-bisphosphate aldolase. NCBI's taxonomy places the organism in Eukaryota, Fungi, Ascomycota, Dothideomycetes, Pleosporales, Didymellaceae. Gene Ontology annotation, molecular function: aldehyde-lyase activity; zinc ion binding. The record is from RefSeq and is a predicted model, not a curated record. Bases 1 to 885 code for a protein of 294 amino acids. Gene Ontology annotation, biological process: carbohydrate metabolic process. The transcript has a single exon.
AUGGCUCCCGAUCUCUCCCAGAACAAGGCUGUUAGGCUGGUCAAGCAUGCUGCCGAUAACCACUAUGCGAUUUGCGCAACUUGUUGCUACAACGUUGAAGGGAUUCUGGCUUCAGUAAGAGCCGCAGAGGCCAAACGAUCGCCUUUGAUUAUACAACUUUUCCCAUGGGCGGUUCAGUACGCCAACGGUAUCCUCGUCCACGCGGCACGCGAAGCCGCCGACAACGCCAGCGUACCAGUUGCGCUGCACAUGGAUCACGCGCAAACACCAGAGAUGGUGAAGAGAGCGGCAAACUUCGAGAGAGGGUUCGAUGGCAUCAUGGUCGACAUGUCCCAUUACGACGACAACCUAGAGAAGACGGCAGAACUUGUCAAGUACUGCAACGAGCGCGGCAUCAUCACCGAGGCGGAGCCCGGGCGCAUCGAUGGCGGGGAAGACGGAGUGGGGGACUUGUCAGAUCUGGGGUUGGAGGCGAUCCUCACAACACCGGAGCAGGCCGAAGAAUUUGUUGCCACGGGGAUAAACUGGCUGGCUCCCGCUUUCGGCAACGUACAUGGCAAUUACGGGCCGAAAGGGCCACAGCUGGACUACGAGCGCCUGAAGCGCGUACACAAGAAAGUUGGCGACCGUGUCAGCCUGGUGCUGCACGGUGCUGGCGCAGAGUGGUUCCAAGAGAAACUGCUGAGGGAAUGCAUCGAUUGCGGCGUUGCGAAGAUGAACAUCAACGACGCGUUCAACACCGAUUUCACGCGAAUUAUGCACGAGCAGGCGAGCAAGACACCCAUCACCGGGCUGAUCGAGAAGGCGACGGACGCAAUGCAGAAGAGCAUCGAGCAGUACAUGGACUGGAUGGGCUCCUCAGGAAUGGCAGACAAGAUCCAGUAG